Molecule: messenger RNA, 1389 nt
Organism: Penicillium subrubescens
Lineage: Eukaryota; Fungi; Ascomycota; Eurotiomycetes; Eurotiales; Aspergillaceae
Product: TauD/TfdA dioxygenase family protein
Exons: 6
Coding region: 54-1121 (355 amino acids)
Cellular component (GO): cytoplasm
Molecular function (GO): 2-oxoglutarate-dependent dioxygenase activity
Source: RefSeq, a predicted model, not a curated record
GAGCUUACUCUGCAAUUACUGUUAUACUAGAGCUCGGCUAUCCAACCUUCAACAUGGUUGCCCCAAUCCUUCAAACAACAUCCUCAUCGACCAUAAAAGGCGGCAAUCCUGCGGCACAAUCACGACUAUCAAGCCCGCUUCAAUACUCGGGUUCAUUGAACAGUUUCUCCCAUUCGGAUCUCACACCUGUCAUUGGUAGAGAAUAUACCGGGAUACAGAUUACGGAUAUCUUAAAGUCGGAGAAUUCGGAUCAAAUUAUUCAGGACUUUGCUGUUACUGUCUCCCAACGGGGCGUGGUUUUCCUACGAAAUCAAGAUGUGACACCUCAGCAGAUGCGUGAUUUCGGAGAGCGCCUUUCUCAUCUAUCUGGAUGUAUGCAGCCCUCAUCCUCAACUCUCCACAUCCACCCUCUAACAGAAGAAUCCUCCGAACUAGGUGACCAAAUCAGCCACCAAACAAAAAAAGGCGGCGGUCUCACACACCAACUCAGCGACACCAGUCGUUUCGCCUCAGUAGGCUGGCACUCAGAUAUCAGCUUCGAGCCCGUUCCGUCCGAUUACGCCAUGUUGAAAAUUCACGAGUUACCUUCUACGGGCGGGGAUACGCUUUGGGCUUCUGGGUAUGAAGUGUAUGAUCGGCUUUCGCCGGCUUUUGCGAUUUUUUUGGAGGGUUUGACUGCUACGCAUGAUGGCGGGUUUUUUCAUGAUGAGGCUAGACGGUUGGGGAAUCCGCUUAGGGAGGGGGAAAGGGGGAGUCCGUUGAAUUUCGGGGGCGAGUUGAAGGCUGUUCAUCCUGUUGUUAGGACGAAUCCUGUGACUGGUUGGAAAUCCGUCUACGUUAACCGUGGUUUUACUCGCCGUAUCAACGGAGUGACAAAAGAUGAGUCGGACGUGAUCCUGCAAUAUCUAUUCAACCUCGUCACCCAAAACCACGACGCCCAAGUCCGUUUCAAGUGGAACAAGAAUGAUAUCGCGAUCUGGGAUAAUCGGUCUACAUGGCAUACGGCCACUUACGACUAUACCGAAACACGUACUGGGGAUCGGGUGUGCAGUUUGGGCGAGGCGCCUUAUUUUGACAGUCUGUCGAAAUCGAGGAGGCAGGCUUUGGGGGAAGGUGCUUAGGGUUGAAUGCUAAAUUGACUACCAUUCCAGUGGUUUGGGUAAUCAAUGUUGGAUAGAAGGUCAAGCUCCAUCUCUGGCAUAGGAACUUUACAGCCCCGGCCUAUGUCCUUUGCCCACGGGACAUACAUUUAGCUACUGUUAUUCCUGGUGAUUAACACUUCAAUGGAUCUAUUUGUACUAUGCCUCAAGGCUCUAGAUAGCCAUGAUGCUUGCUCACUCUGCGUGACCUUUUUCCAAAGCCAAUCUAUAAGACGCAAUGAGCCUCUCC